UGCCAAGCUGGCAGCCAUUGUGGCAUCUGUGCCUGCAAUUGGAGCGUCAGAGCACGCACGCAUACAGCGCUUACCACCUGCAGCAAGUACGCCAAGCGCAUCGUGCUACAACGAGAGCAGUACACACGGAGAGCACAAUCCAAAAAGCCUCUCCGGUGAGAAAACAACGAUGCUGCGCCAAGCGCUGAACCGCACGAGUCGCGCAUUCAGCAGUCUCGACGCCUCGAAGCUUAAAAUAGAGCGCUGCGCCACACCCGCGCAACCGCCAGCGAACGAAGCACUCGUCGGCCAGUGGGGCCGCAUCUUCUCGCCCCACAUGCUUCGCGUGGACUGGACCGCCAGCGACGGCUGGAGCGCACCGAGAAUCCAGCCCCACGGACCCCUCCAAUUGUCCCCGGCGGCGAUGACGCUCCACUACGCGCUGCAAUGCUUCGAAGGGAUGAAGGCCUACCGCGGCGACGACGACGCGAUACGACUAUUCAGACCAGAUUUAAAUGCGAGGCGCAUGACCUCGUCCCUCCAACGGCUGGCGAUGCCGACGUUUGACGAGACGGCAUUUGUUGAAUUACUCAAGCGCUAUGUAGAGGUGGAGCAAGAGUGGGUCCCUAGGGGCGAAGGUCAUUCGAUGUACUUGAGGCCGACCUGUGUGGCCACGGACCCGUUUUUGGGGGUGGGCGUGCCGCAGGAGGCGACGCUGUAUGUGAUUGCGUCUCCGGUGGGGCCCUACUUUCCCGUGCGCGGUCGGCGUCCGUCCUCGAAGCGUCUGCUCGAAGGCGUGGAGGGUCAUCGGUUCUCUUCGACGACGGCGUCGCGUCGAUGGCGUGCUGGCGCCAUAACCACGCCAUCGCCGCGACAAUAUUGUAAGACACUCGACGCGACGCCCCGCGCAGGACGGCUUCAAGCCGAUAACGGUCGUCGCCGAUACGGUGAAUGUGCGGGCGUGGCCCGGCGGCGCCGGCGAUACUAAAAUAGGGGGCAACUACGCCCCCACCAUAAAACCGGUGCUGGACGCCGCGGCCCAGACGGACGGGCGGGCCCAGCAGGUCCUGUUCCUGUUCGGCGACGACCACCGCGUGACGGAGGUCGGGAGCAUGAACGUCUUUGUGGUCCUGCGGACUGCAUCAGGUGUUGAGCUCGUGACGGCGCCGUUAAGUGGCGACAUCCUGCCGGGCGUGACGCGGCGGUCUAUAUUAGAUUUGGCGCGGGCCGAUCCCGCGUCGGUAGGUGUGGACGUCGUGUCGGAGCGUGUUUUUACGAUGCCCGAGGUGGUCGCGGCGUCUCGCGAAGGCAGGCUGCUCGAGGUCUUCGGCGCCGGCACCGCGGCCGUCGUCUGCCCCGUGCGCGAGGUCGUCUACCAGGGUUCGUCCAUCGACGUGCCCACCGGCGGCGGCGCGGGCCCCGUCGCGAGCGAGCUCUGGCGGCGCCUCUCGGACGCGCACUACGGCCGGGACGCGUCCGGCUGGGCCGUAGCUAUUUAAGUUGUUAAUAA
Molecule: messenger RNA, 1489 nt
Organism: Pelagomonas calceolata
Lineage: Eukaryota; Pelagophyceae; Pelagomonadales; Pelagomonadaceae
Source: the annotation of a GenBank genome assembly